AUGGCUGCUUUCAAGCGACUUGUACGCUUCGCUGCCGGCACACAAACCCACUACGGCGACCUUCUCAGUGCUACGGGAACGACAUACACUGUUCGCAAACUUGAUGGCAAUCCCUUCACUGGCUUGAAGGCCACGGAGGAAAUUGUUACUGUGGAGCAGCUCGAAUGCCCUCUUGAGAGCACUCCGAUCGUGCUUUGUAUCGGACUCAACUAUAAGCAGCAUGCGGAGGAAGCCAAUCUUCCUGUGCCCUCGUAUCCCACUGUCUUCACCAAGCCCGCGGAUACACUUGCGGGGCCCUUUGAGACGAUCGACAUCCACCCCGAUGCGCGCAAGCUUCUCGACUACGAAGGCGAAUUGACGCUGGUGAUUGGCAAGGAUGCAAAGAACGUACCGGAGGUGGAAGCCCUCGACUAUCUUCUGGGCUACACGGCCGGCAACGACGUGUCGGCACGCAACUUUCAGCUGCCCGAAGCGUCCGGCGGCCAAUUCUGCUACGCCAAAUCAUUCGACCAGUUUGCGCCCAUCGGUCACAGCAUCGUGGCCGCACAGGAGGUCUCGGAUCCGCAGUCUCUGCAGCUGACGACCAGAGUCAAUGGCGUGGUCAAGCAGGAAACCAGCACGAGCGACAUGAUCUGGACGGUACGCCAAAUCAUUAGCCACUUGUCACGGGGAACGACUCUCCGGAAGGGGACCCUCAUCAUGACAGGGACGCCCUCGGGCGUCGGAUACUUCCGCAAAGAGUUCUUGCAAGAUGGUGAUGUCGUGGAGGUGGAGAUUGGGGGGAUUGCUGCGACCAAGAACCGCAUCCGCCAUAGCUGA
Molecule: messenger RNA, 819 nt
Organism: Penicillium macrosclerotiorum
Lineage: Eukaryota; Fungi; Ascomycota; Eurotiomycetes; Eurotiales; Aspergillaceae
Product: fumarylacetoacetate hydrolase family protein
Exons: 3
Coding region: 1-819 (272 amino acids)
Molecular function (GO): acetylpyruvate hydrolase activity
Source: RefSeq, a predicted model, not a curated record